AUGUUUUACGAGCCUACGGUCGAUGACUUAUCCAAACAGGAGGACUCAGCUAGUUCAUCUGUGAGCUCGGUUGCAAACAUAGCAAUUACUUCACCAGUCGGUCAAAAUAUCAACCUUGAAACGCAGGCGGAGACCGGUGCCCUGGAUGACACCUUACCCAUGAGUCUCUCACCAUCAAGUACAACUAGUUUCUCUGCCGGUGAGCUUAUGACAGCACUUCCACCUAGCCCAAGCUCAACGACAGAGACCAGCACGGAGACUAGUACGACACAAGACCAGAUUACCAGAGUGGAACCAACACUAUGGACACCAUCAACUUCGACUACAUCCCAAGCAACUACCUCAACAACGUCGGCAAGUUUGUCUUCAGUCGAAAUUUCAUCGUCAUUCUCUACGCCAGCCUUGUCAAUCACCUCAUUAUACAUCACUUCCACUUUUGUAGCACCCGAGCAUACAACGGACCAGACCAAAUCAGAUUUAUCGACUACCGAGCCAGGCUCCUACUCGGGCGGCACCUCAACAAAAACCAAAAUCGCAAUCGCAGUCCCGGUAUCAAUAAUAGGCCUCGCCUUGAUAAUAGCCCUGAUAAUAUUCCUCGCACGACGCCGCCGCCGUGAAAAAGAGCGCCAUAACUUGCCACCUCCUUACGACAUGACGGCAACUCAAACAACCGGCCUCUCAACUCAAGAGUUAAUGGCGUCGCCUAAGUAUGCAGCACUAUCCCCGAAGCCCCCGACCCCCACAGCCGCAGUCCCUAUGUCGAGACUGCCAGUUCUCAAUGUUCCGCCCCCCUCUCCCGGAGAACCCAGUCCAGAUCCAACUCCGAGCCCGAGUUCUACACGCCGGAUGUCGUUGUCUCAAGAGCCUGGACCUAAUGACUCAAGUACAGAGAUAGGAGUUGCUGUCGCUGUUCCGUUGGAUCAUAGAAGAAGUGCUACAGAGCAGGAGUUCAGGUCGCCGUCACGGGGAACAAUACAAUUGACUCGAAUGCCAUUUGAUAAUUCCUAUGGUCCGGAUGACGAUGCUGUUUCCGAAGUCUCGGAUUUGGAUGGAAGGCGACGUGAUAGAGAGUUUGAUGAGGUAUCCGAUGUCUCGUCUUUUGGUGCUGUUUCACCGACUAGGGAUGGGGAAAGGAGACAGUUUCGGUGA
Messenger RNA from Penicillium nucicola, 1149 nucleotides. RefSeq lists its product as uncharacterized. The coding region runs from base 1 to 1149 and encodes 382 amino acids. The record is from RefSeq and is a predicted model, not a curated record. The transcript has a single exon. Lineage: Eukaryota; Fungi; Ascomycota; Eurotiomycetes; Eurotiales; Aspergillaceae.